UGGUGCUUCAUCAUCCAUGAACUUCACCACCAGGAUAUCAGAAAAUGGAUCCUCUCCCUCAGAUCUAACACAGGAGGACGUAGAGAGUCUACAGAUUGAACUAUCAAAGAUGGAGGAUGAGAUUCAGACCCUGCGGCAGGUUCUGUUGGUCAAAGAGAGAAAUGCCGCAGACAUCAGGAGGCAGCUGGGAAUGAGUCCUCUCAGCAACAUCAAACAGAACCUGUCCAAAGGCUGGCAGGACAUCCAGACCUCGGCGCCAUAUCUCUCAGCCUCGGCCACUUUGGAGGACAUCAGCCGCUCCGACAUUUAUGUGAAGACACGGGACAGUCUCUCUCACGCAGGCCAGGUGACAUCUUCCACGCUGUCCACUGUGGGCGUGGCCCUCACCAGGAGACUGGCAGAGAUGAGGUAUCCUCGGGAUCGACCCCGGAUCCAACCUCCUAAUUUCCAACAAGAAAACAAAACAAAAAAACUGUUUUAUUUGUUACAGAAAUGAUGAGUAGAAAAACUAAAUGAGCAGAGCUUGAGAUCGUAGUUUCUAUCAAACUCUGCAUGUUAAUAGUGCAGAAGCUCCCGUUUGAGAAAAUCUGUCUUUGGCUAAUUCAGACAGACAGAUGGAGUCUCCACAAGUAGACAACAUGUCAGGACGAUGGUUUAAAAUGCAAACUGGAAGAGCAAACUAAUACAUUUAACAAAUAUUCUAAGAGAAAAUAAUAUAAUAAAACCACGUUUUGUCUUUCAGAUUUCAUUACUUUUUGUUUCUGUCUGCAUGGAGCUGAACAACAGAACUAAAACAUUGGUUUAAUUUACCAUUUUCAGUGUAAGAACAGCACAGUCACUGUAAUAACUGUUAAUAGCACAAUAGAAUAGGACUUUGUACAUUUAACCAUAUUUUCAUUUGAUAAUCAUAACUACACAGUUAUUUGUAAGUAUCAUAUUAUAUCUCUAACCAGUGUUCAUAUUCUACAUUUUACUGAAAACAACAACACAUCACACUGAGCUGUUUGAGCAUCGAUGCUCUGCAGUGGUGGAAGAAACACUGAGACCUUUUACUUAAAUGAAAGUGCCAAAACCUCAGUGUAGAAAUACUCAAGUACAAACCGUCUGUUCAAAAUCUGACCUGAGUAAAAGUACAGAUUUAGCAUUAAAACAUCCAAAGAGCUAAAACAACAAUGUCAAAGCAUCAAGGAGUAGAAACUACUGAAUUUGUCAACAAAAUAUGCCUAUUAUUAUCUAUUAUUAUUUAUUUUUAUGAUAAUAUACAAUAUAGACAGAGAACUGUAUAAAAAGUUUUUUUUUUUUAAUCAGGAAAACUCAUUUUUAAUGUAAAAUGUACACAAAUGUAUCCAAAAUCUCAAAUUUUACACAAACUUACUACUUAUUAUUUAUUGCCGUUACUAUUUAGGUUAAUUGUACAAAGUAUCAGUCGUUCUGUACUGUUACUGUUAUACAUUUAAUAAAAUAAUUAUGUAUCCAUAAAACUAUGUCACUUAGUAAAAGGUUUAUUUCCAUCAAAGAACAGUUUUCACCACUGACGCUGAAGAACAACAAACAACUACUGAAGAACCAAUUUUUAAAAGGACGCGUGUUUUGAACUCGAAGGCCUCCUCGGCUCGUGUUUUAGUUUAGCGAGUAAACAACCGUAAUUCAAUCACACUAGUACAGCUGGACAUCAGCAGCAGGAGCUGAUGAGUCUGUUGUUCUCAUCCAUGUGGAAACUGUAGUGACGUUAUCUGUGUGUCUGUCUUUAUC
Morone saxatilis (striped sea-bass) is the source of this 1752-nucleotide messenger RNA. Its product is annotated as tumor protein D54-like. The record is from RefSeq and is a predicted model, not a curated record. Lineage: Eukaryota; Metazoa; Chordata; Actinopteri; Moronidae. The coding region runs from base 17 to 496 and encodes 159 amino acids. The transcript is spliced from 4 exons. Gene Ontology annotation, cellular component: cytoplasm.